AUGAAAAUUUUUUCUUUGGCUUUAUUGGGCCUUGCUGCGUCUGAUCAGAUGGAGGAAAUCGGGGCGAAAUUCAAAAGCGAGUUCGAAGGGAAUUUGAAGCACAACGUGAAGUACUACACGAAAUCGAAUGGAAAAGGUCGCAAUAAAACCUAUCGAAGACUCGACGAAGCAAAUAAACUUCCCUAUGGACUCUCAUUGAAAGAAGCGGAUUUUGACCUUGCGUUUGAUUUCUGCGACGAUAAUGGCGAUGGAGUCAUCAACAUCAAAAAAGAAAUUCCCAAAUGCACCGAAAAAGCGAUGAAAAUCAUGAGCGCGCAAAUCGGCGAAACCGAGGAACUGCCAAAAAUCGGCAUGCGCGCCCGAAAGAAGUUCGAUUUCGACCAUGACAGAGUGCUCUCAAAGAGCGAAUUCGCCACAUCGUGUGCGGUUUUGAACAAAAGCUUCGCGCAGACGAUCAUUUCAAUUUUUGAUGGCAUCGAUGGCAGCGAACCAAACGGAGCGCUCAAUGGAAUGACCGAAGUAAUCGCCAUGGGCGGAAUGAUGUCAAAGUUCUACGAAAACGUCGAUCAAAGCACUUCCCGAGGCCUCCUUAACUCGGUCAACGUCGAUGGAAACGCCGCAGCGGACAAGAUGACAAUUACAGAGCUCGAGAUUCAAGAUUUCAUGCAAAAAUUAAUGACUGCCGCUCUGGAAACUUGCUUCAAAAAUGACUGUAUUUAA
Molecule: messenger RNA, 720 nt
Organism: Oikopleura dioica
Lineage: Eukaryota; Metazoa; Chordata; Appendicularia; Copelata; Oikopleuridae
Source: the annotation of a GenBank genome assembly